Messenger RNA from Tripterygium wilfordii, 1512 nucleotides. RefSeq lists its product as uncharacterized. The transcript has 2 exons. The record is from RefSeq and is a predicted model, not a curated record. Lineage: Eukaryota; Viridiplantae; Streptophyta; Magnoliopsida; Celastrales; Celastraceae. Bases 1 to 954 code for a protein of 317 amino acids.
AUGGAUGAUAACAAAGACAAAGUUGGUGACCUCACCGUUUCGAUACCUAAAACUUCGAAUUCGUAUCACUUGAUCCCCAACCCGUCGUUGAAUCAAUCUUCGUGGCUUGAAAUUCGUCUCUUUUAUGUCCGCAUCGCUCCUUACGUGGUUGACAGCGUCCUGAAUCAUCUCUCGCUAUGCCAUCUCCGCAGCGAGAUUGGUGUUUCCCUCAACAUCAAUGGUUCCUAUGUCCCUGCCACAGAUUCAGCUUCCCUCACACUCCGUCUGGAUCACCUCAACAAGGAGUCCCCCAAGGUUACUUAUGUGAGCACUGAUAGCGUAUGUGUAAUCUGCAGUAUCGAAUUUGAGGUUUUGGAGAAUGAGGACAUGAUUCUCUGCGGUUCUUUGGAGAGGAUGGAGUCUACGUGGGGGAAUGGUGCCGUGGGAUUAGAGAAUGAUUCAAAGAUUGGUUGGAGUACGGAUUGCUAUAUGACCGCGGGCAUUGGGGCUGGUAGUUCAACGUUUUUCCAGCCUAGGCUUGGGGUAUUAGCACCUGCAAUUGAGGUUUAUAUCGCUGGGUGUUGUGGUGGUAUGCCUGUGAUAUUAACUAAGAUGAUCCAGGUUAGUCCAAGGAGGAAAGGUUUGAGGCGUGGGACACUUGAUGCGAUUCCUGAGGAUGAGGAGAUUGAGAGGGAGCAUAAGGGUGGCAAUGUGCUGGUUUACCACAGCAAAGUGCAGAUAACAGAAGCAAACACAGACACUGAUGCUUAUGACAUGGACGGAAAAAUUGGAAACAACUACUAUUCAAAAGAGAUGUACACCGGUAAGGAUGGCCAACUCUUAUGGUUCAAUGAUGGUGUUAGAGUUGGUGUUGGAAUUGGCCUUGGGUUGUGCCUUGGGGUCGGGAUUGGUGUUGGACUGCUCAUGCAUUCGUAUCAGGCAACUACCCGAAAUUUCGGGAGGAGGUUUUUGUGAGUUGGCUCUUUCCAUUUGGCAAUUUGCUAAUCUGGUUCUAUUUAAAGCGAGGGAAUGAAGUCUUCCACCAAAUGGUAAGAAAGGUAUGAAAGAGUUCAAAGAUUGUGACCGAAGAGGCAACGAAAAGGCCUAUUAGACAAUCAAUUAAAGCUUAUGUUUUGCUGGUGGAUGGAAGUUGUACAGUGUUCUUUUUAUCAAGAUUUCCCUGGAUAGAAAUUAUACUGCUACAGGAGCCGCUGAAAGUCUCCCAUCCUAGUUCUAUGAUUGUCGAAACUCAGAAAAUGAAGGUGGAUAUUAUGUGAGUCUGAUUCAAUCUUUGGACUCGGAGUAUUCGGAGCUGGAACAUGUAACAUAUUGACAGGCUUUUUCAACGACUCUUGCCCAUCUUGAUAAGUCAUUUGGCCCAGCGUAGGAGUAAUUGUGGGUUUGUAGACAUUUGGCCCAGCUUUUGUCCAUCUUGUAACCUAGGCAUUCUGCUCUACCUCUCGUCUUUCUCUCCUAAGUUUUAGCUAGUCUCAGACUCAAGGAAUCAAAUGUGAGGCGUGAGUUAGGGCUUAC